CUCACUUUUCUCUCGUAUUUUGAUUAACAACCAGAAGCAAAGUGCUGUCAUCCCUUAAUAGGAAAAUCUCUGAAGCUCUCUCUCUCCCAUUCUGUUAACCUGUGGUGAGCUUUCUGGAGGAAAUUCGGUUUGAUUGUUUGUGCUGUGUUAAAACGCUCUCCGCCCGGUUGCUACUAUACAGAAGGCAAAGUUUCUAAACUACACCUCAUUCGCUAUGAUUCGGUCCAGUAGGAAAAACGCGAGUAAAGAAAAGCUGUCGUGAUUUUUCAAGUCUGCUAAUUGAUUGAAAUUUAGGAUCCUAUUAAGAUUCAACCGCAAGCAUAAAGUAGGUGGUAGUGAAAAGUUUGUUUUUCAAAGAAAUUCGUUGCUGAAAUGCUCGAGUUUGCUUCCAGUAAUAUGUAUGAGAUUGACACAUAAAGAAAAAAGAACGGAAUCAAAACUUCUGUCGUGACAGCAGUUGUAAUACAAUUGGGUUACCAGGAAAUAUCUUUGUGCUGUUCAUUUCGCAUCGACAGUGUGAGAAAAAAGCUAUUUUGUCGGCAUUAGUAACCAACAGAAAAGAAGGUUAAACGAAAAAAUCGUAAAGUGCGUAAAAAACGCUAACAACCAAUCGAAUAAAGUCGAAAGUGGAUGGUGAAAAUUGCAGCAGAAGUAAAAAAGAUGAGUUAAAGUUUUCGGUGCUUUAGUUAUUCUUCCAAGCUGUGAAAUGUGAUAAAAUAAAUAGGUUUUCUAAUGCCCCGCAAGUGGGAAUGUGUGUUCUUCUAAUGCAGCAAAAUGCAGAAGGGUGAUAAAGCGAAAUUCAUUAUAUUCAUUUAAAUCAGAAAUGUAUUACGAAAAUUUUGUGAAAUGUUCAACAAAGUUCUGACUGCCAACAGCAAAUUGUGAAUCGAUUGCAAUAUAACUCACGAGACCACUUUGAAUAAACUGACGCCACAAUCGGAUUAUAUUGAAUAAAACGCAAUUACCAGUUUACGCAUUGCCUCAAUAGAACAGAUACGAACAACUACCUAGUUGGAGCCGUGAUCCAUACCGCGUCAACAUGCAUGCAGUCGGCAUUCAUUCGGCGCUGGCCAUCAAACGUCAGCGGAAGCGGCGGGACAAUCAGCGCAAGGCCCGCGAACGCCGGUACAGUAUCCAAAGCUCGGAAAGUGGGGAUACGCACUCGCCCCAUGGUUCGACUCGGCGAAAGUUCCACCCGCACAAAGUGCAUGUCACAGAUAACAAUAACCUAGAUACCAAAGUAGUUACAAGCAUUGGUAUGCUUCAUAUAGGAGUCGUAUUUGUAGUGUUCGGAAUCUUUUUAUUAGGUGCUGGAUUUUUUCCGGAUAAUUUAUCGAAUCAACCUUCACAAUCGUGGCAUCUGCUGGGUAAAGGCUCGUGGUGGAAUGAACUGGUAUGCACGGGGCUGUUCGCCGUCGGCCUCGGCAUCUUUCUUAUCAUAUUGAACUGUGUGAUAAGUAAUCGGGAGGAACAGGACCUCGAGGACUACGUCCAGCGGCAACUCACACGAUCGAGAUCAGGUCAUCGACUGGAACGCGAUGUCGAGACUGGUGGCCUUACAACACGCCACCAUCGUAAAGCCAUGCAAAUACAAAAAGGUGCCGCUGAGAGAGGCUUGGAUGACCUAUCUAACUCGAACAUUCUUCUGACACCAACCAGCAGCGAAGUUGUCACUCCUACAACCCCCUCGGGAGUACUGGGAGCAUCGGGUGAAAUUUUAUUGGAAAAGAUCCUGGAAGAAGACAGCAGUUACGGCGAUCCGGAUUACUACUCACGCAACAACGGUCAAUCGCCCCCCGGGGUGGACAACGAUAAACGGUUGUUGCUUGGCAAUGGACAUACUGGCGCGAUCCAUAUGACCGACAUUUAAAUGAUGCUGUUGCCGCUAUUACGCCUAUCAUAUUGGAAGCAGAGAUCAUUAGAAAAUAAUGUCACCAGAAUGCAUCAAUCUUUACUCAAAUAUUCAGCCUUCAAAAUCGCGUCGUGAUUAUUAAGUGUAUGGUAGAUUGAUGGUAAUCGAACAAGUUCUUUUGUUUUUUGUUUGUCCGUAUAGUAUCUGAGCAGACAUGUAAAUAAUACUCAAAUUAGGUUAAGUAAAACAAAAAAUUUAAAAAAAAUGCUUAAUUUAAUUCUCGAAAUUAUUUCAUGCUGGAAACUGUUAGUGUAUGUAUUAGUUUUUUAAAUAGGAUAAUAUCGUCCAUGAUACCAACAAACUGGUUUUUAAGAUGUGAGUUACUGAUUACUAUGAGACAUUUACUAUAUUUGAAUGCGAGCUCAGUUUUUUCAAAUAUUAUUUAUAUUACAAAAAAUAUAUACAACUUUUGUUACUUUGUUUUGUUCUCUCUGAGAUAAGCUUGCCAUUCACUAUAUGAGAUCGAAUUAGCAUAGGUAACUGAAGAUCAUAGAUAGUAGAUCACGAGACACUAUUUAUCGUAACGUACCACACGUUGAUCAUCGAUAGAGAAAACUUAUUCACAACCAUCAGUUGAUUCCGCUACAAGAUUACAUCCAUCCACAUAAAACCGUAUAUAAAUAAACAACCUAUCAUAAUUUAGUGCAUGUCUCGAGUAACCUAGGCGUAAAAUGCUUCCCAAAUUAAGGCACGCGAAAUAAGCACAGCAUUUUUAUUAUCAUAAAUCUACAAUACCAAAGAGAGAAUAUAAUCAGAUUUGUAUUCGUUUUUGAACUCCUUCGUUAAUGUUUACGCUUGCCAACUGAUCGAAAACUCCAUUUAUAGCUGUGUACAAUAAGAUAAAUACGCAUUGAUCGCAGAGAAAACUUUUUAUAUAAAAAUAUAAGACGAAAUAUAAAGCCAGAAUGUAAUAGAUAAAUGUUUUUAAUUUAAACUUUUUGAUGUUUACGAUGAGAUGUCAUAUAUAAGUCAAACAAAAUGUAUGAAAAUAUGUUGAAAAAAUUCUUCUUAGCUACAUUCUAGAACCAUUGAACCGGACACAGACAUGAUUAGAGCAAAUUAACAAUAUUCGUGUAUACAACUGAAAGAGACAGGCAAAGUAAAAGCAUUCUAGAAUAAAUUGUACUUAUUUUAGAUGUAAUUAGCCGCAUUCGAGACUCAACGGUAUGAAAUGUCAUUUCCCACCAAAAAAAAACGAAUCAUUUUUUCUACUCAUUUUGGUACGAUUCUGUAAACAACUUUUAUCUUUUAGGCUGCCUUGAAAGGUUUAACAAAAUAAGUGACAAUAUUGUUAAAAAAACGAAACAGUGAAAGAAACCUUUAUUAACUUGAAUUUGAGUUACAGUUAAACCUUGAAACGAUCAAUUUUAGCCGAAGAGCGUUCGAAUCAUAAAUUUCAAGACAACAAGCACUUUCUAAGCCACUUUUUUGUUCCGGGACAAAUGUUUUUAAACAAUCGUUUUCAACUAUUGUUUCUAUUGUUGAUUCAACGUCGUAUCCAUAAGUUUCAAAUAGAUUCAAUAAUUUGUUCCAAUUUCAAAAUUAAUCGACAAGAUUUUAAAUAAUUUUCUCUAGAUAACUGAGAUAAUUUUUUAAUUAGAUAUGAUUUUUAUUAGAUUAAAUCUAUGACUAAUAAUUGACCAAUUAAGACCAAGCAGUUUUGUUUAGAUAUUUUUGAGGGAUUUGCAAGAAGUUGAAUUUAUAGUGCGCACGAAUCAAAACAAAUUUCAGGGUGUUAAAGAGUUUCUAGAGAGGGUUUUCUUUUUUUAAAUUGAUAAAUGUAGACGUUUCGUGACCUGUAGAAGUGAACAAUCGACGACGUUGAAAUGAGAAAGGACAAAGACAAUUAAUUAGCCAACCAGUUUAUUCUAACGCUGACUGGCAUUCGUAAGCAGUACUGGUGAAACUACAUCUAGACUUACUCAAUCUGAGGACGAGACGAGUUUUGAUGUUUAUUUCUAUGGGAAUGCCGUAAAAGUAAAAACUAUCAAACCGCAACUACACCCACGGAAAGAGUAAAAAAUCGAUAAUGAGUACGCUGGUUGCACCAACAACAACUAAACUAAUACUUUUAAUUAAAAUUCUAAUGGAGCAAGCCACUCAAAUCCCGAAAAUGCAACUUUUCCAUCCCUUUUAUUUAUUUAUUAAGGGAACAUAAACCACUAAAUUUUUUGAAAAAGUCAUAAAUUUUUUAUUUCAGACUUUGAUUCUGCAGUCUUUACCGCUUAUUUUGAUACUAAUUUUGUAAUGAUCCGAGUACGGGAAGUGGCCGAAAAAGGAUCGAAGACAUAAGCAUUCCAGUGCGGCGUGGAACAACCUCAACGGAAUAAAACGCCGCUCUUGUAAAACCACGAUUUUCAAACUUUAUGUACCUUUUUCUCAGAAACUACACAACGUAUCGGAACAAACUUUUUUUUUGUUUUGUUGGUAGAAGCUUGGCAAACACUUUUAUAACUUUAAAGCUUUGUAAACUAAACACAGCUUGAGAAAAAAGAAAAAGAAGAAAAAAAGAUGGCUGAAAAAAUGAAAAUUUGUCUUCUUUUUCCUCGACGCAAAACCAGUUUGUUGUACUGAUGCAAUUAUUUUGAUAGAUAAUUGAAGUUUUGUAACACUAUAAUUUAUAUCAACUCAUUGUCACGAAACGAAACCCUGAGCAGGUUAACGAUCCAGAAUUUGGGGGUAAAUUCUGCUGGACCGGUAGAACAAAGGGAUGAGAUCAGGUAACUCCACUGCCGACAGUUACCCACCAUGGCCUUCACUUGUAGCCAGGAUAGGCUCUCGUCAACAACUCGGAUGUCUUUGGCUAAGCUGUGUCGCCAUGAGCCUCUGGGUCUGUCUCUUCUGCGUUGUCUCUGUGGAAUUCAGUCGCAUACCUCUUGCAGAUCUCGUUCGCUCCUUUUCUCAAGGUGUAUCCGAUCCACUUCCAACUGCGUUUUCGAAUUUCUGUUGCUACCGGCUUUUGAUAGCAUCGAUGAUGGAGUUCCUCGUUUGAUAUCCAGAAGUCAGGCCACCGAAUGAUAUAUCGCAGACAGCGAUUAAUGAAUAUCUGCAGUUUUUGCAUUGUCUCCGUACCAGAUCUGCAGUCGUACAGCCAUACGGAUUUGAUGUUUAAGUUAAAAAUUCUGUUCAGAUGUUAUGCAGAUCCGCAAAGACACUCUUGGCCUUCUUGAUCCAUGUGACUAUAUCAAUCUUGGUACUACCAUCUGCUCAACUUGUUGUCCCGCUACUAUUACGUUGGCUUGUCGGUGUUCACUACCAUAGACUUAGUCUUUGCUACAUUGUCUAUGAUACAAGAUGCCUGGGAGCUUUACGAGAGGUCAUCUAACUCGCCCUGCAUAUCGAUUCAAUAUUGUGCGAGCAAGACAAUGUCGUCGACUAGGUCUAGUUCAUUUAGUUGCUGCUCGUCACAAGAUUCCAAAUCAAUCCUCGAUUUGGUUUACUGUUAGUCGUUGCAACUAAUGUCUCAUCCACAACUCUGAGAAACAGCAGCGGAGAUGAUAUGCAGCCCUCACACCAGCAGUAACCCUUAUUGUGGCGGACAAUGCAACACCUUGCACGAGAACGCCUCGUACUGAGCUUUGAUGAGAUGAACUAUGGUGCGUCUAAACUAUAGCUUAACUGGACCUACUCUAAGCCUAAGUCCACCCAGAUCUUUUCGUAGUUGAGUCGGUCAAAUGUUUUUUCAAAGUCAACGAGCACCAGCAGAAAGAGAGUCCAGGAGUUCGUUGAUCUACUAACCACGUCGUCGUAAUUUGGACUAUUAGUGAUUCAAUCCUCAUUUGAUCAUUCAUCACCAAAUCAAAAAAUCUGUUAUAUAAAGACUAGUUGCCGAGCAUAUGAAUAUUUUCAUAUAUCCAAGCGUAAUCGUAUAUCUAGUUUAAUAGAUUACCAAUAUAAAAUACCCUCCGUUAAAUAUUCAACGAAUUUAAAUUGUUACCGCCAAUUUUUCUCUUUUUAUAUUCAAACCAAUGUUAAGAAUUAUCCAAUAAACUUUCUGUAACAUUUGACAUUGUUAAUAUUAACUUUUGUAGUAUAUAUUAGUCCAACUCACAUAGUAGUUUAAAGCCAAAUACAUCGAUUCAAAUGGAAUUACAUGUUUAACUCUUCAGCAACUGGUUUUUAUACAACAGGCCCAGUAUUAUGUUAACCCACUCGAAUGCGUCUAAUUACGGUUCAAAUAUAGGUAGUUGAAUUUAAAUACGUUCAAACAGUCACUGUACAAUACUCACAAUAAUAUGCAAGCGCACGGCAUUCAUAUCAUAUAGAUUAGCAUAAUAUGCUAAACCGGACAAACGAAUAAGUAUCAGCCGUAGACUUACACUUAUAUUCAUAUUUCCGCCACGUUAAGACCCAUGCAAUUCACGUAAUACACAUAUUCGAACAGUAUAGUCAUAUUCAAGAAAAAAAAAACAUUUACCACGAACGUUAUUUGCAGUAGAUAAGUCAAACCGAGACAACAAUAAGUGACAAAUACCACACAGAAUAUAUAUAUUUCCUGGAAAGGAGAAAGCUAUUAUCACAGCUGCUCCGACACUUUUACAAAUUCUAUACCAGUAGCGUUUUGAAAUAACAACCUGUUUACUUUUUACUUUAUAAUUUUAGCUAAGCAAAUUAUAUAACAAUUCAUACACAGACACUUUCUCUUUCCCACAAAUACGACCCUUAAAAAACGUAAAAAAAAUUCAAAUAAGUGGAAUAGAACACCACGCAAAACCAACCCGUUAGAGAGCAAACCAAUAGAGAACUACAGUGAAACACAAACUCUUACCUUUGAAACAAUACUAAGUAGUUGAACAAAAUAAAAAUUUCACAUUUUUUAUCGACUGAAUUCUGCAUUAACUUUUGUGACUGCAUAAAAUUGUGAUUGAAUAAAACGGAAAAUGAUGCAAAAUCAGCAAAAAAAAAAUAUUUAAGCAAAAAAAAAUUACAUAAGCUUUCAAACAUUAGGAAGCGUAAGAAAAAAAUUUCAAAUCAAUUUAUAUCUACAACUCAGAGACAUAAAACACAAUUUAUUUAAAGAGAAAAAAACACACAAUGUAGCAAUUUAUAAGUUUCUUUACAUUUUCUUGAUAGCUAACACUUAUAAAUAAUCGAUGCGACGGAAUUAUUGAUCGGAAUGCUUAUUUGGAAAUCGGAAAGUAUUACAGACUCUCAAAGAAAGGAACGUUGCAGCCGCUCCGAAAGCUAGAAUGUAUGGAUCUGUCGUUGUGGAAAUAAGCAUUUUUCAAAUUGCCUGUAAGAGAAAAGCUAGAACAAACAAACAAAAAACUCUUAUAAUAUACUGCUAUGCUUUUUCACUACCGAAAAAUCAACGUUGAUAACGUUUUUAGUUUUGUAUGUUACGAUUAGAUGAAACAACCAAGAAAACGUGAACAAACAACAAAUAUACAUUAAAAGAAAUAUUGGUGAAU
Sabethes cyaneus is the source of this 7323-nucleotide messenger RNA. RefSeq lists its product as uncharacterized. The record is from RefSeq and is a predicted model, not a curated record. The transcript is spliced from 6 exons. The coding region runs from base 1040 to 1870 and encodes 276 amino acids. Lineage: Eukaryota; Metazoa; Arthropoda; Insecta; Diptera; Culicidae.